Molecule: messenger RNA, 1692 nt
Organism: Oncorhynchus keta (chum salmon)
Lineage: Eukaryota; Metazoa; Chordata; Actinopteri; Salmoniformes; Salmonidae
Gene: hspb3
Product: heat shock protein, alpha-crystallin-related, b3
Exons: 1
Coding region: 507-1094 (195 amino acids)
Cellular component (GO): cytoplasm; nuclear speck
Source: RefSeq, a predicted model, not a curated record
CCAGAAUAACACGCUGUCCUUAAUAUAGACAUAGUUUGCCAUGAUUUCAGCUAACUGUCCGUCAGGCUCACUCCUCUGCCACAGCAACAUGGGAGUCUGAUAGAGCACCUAUCACAUGCUGUCCUAAAUAUAGGCCAUGGCCUGUCUUGAUUUCAUCUGACCGACUGUCAAACUCAGUGACUCAGUGCCACAGCAAUAUACAAGAGGUUUUCAGACUGAGAGACUGCAAGCGACACGAUCACAGACCCGCCAAUCGCAAUCCUCUGCUUUGCCAUGGCGAUAAAAGAAAAAAGUAUUUCUGACUGAUUAGCACUGGGGUUUAACAAGAGAAAAGUGUCUCUGAAUGACUAUUGACUGGCUGGAUAUCUUCUCAUUCCGUUUGCUCAGUUGUUCAUGCACCUCGGUUUGAAAGAGACAGUUUCUUUUCUUUCCUUGAUUUGAUUUGUGCGACUGUGAAGCUCACUCCUCUCUGCCACACAGCAGCGACACAAGAGGCUUUCUGGGACAUGGAUUGGGAGGAAGGCAGAACCAUGGAGGGACUGUGUAUAACCCACUGGGUGAACAGCCCAGUCCGCCACCAGGCCCUGUUCCAAGGAAGGGACUUGGACGACUGUGUGGAGGACCAUGACCUGUUCGCCCUGCCCGGGCCCGCCUUCCGCGACCCUGGGGUAGUGAGGCCCGACCCUGAGGUAGUGAGGCCCGACCCUGAGGUAGUGAGGCCCGACCCAGAGGUAGUGAGGCCCGACCCUGGAGUAGUGAAGCUAGAAGGGGUCUGCGACAGUACUACCACAACCCAACCCCAGCGGACUGAGCCUGUUUACCAGGUGCUUCUGGACGUGUCCCAGUUCAGACCUGAGGAUAUCAUGAUUCAGGUGUUUGAAGGAUGGCUCUUGAUCAAGGCUCAGCAUGGAGCCAGAAUGGAUGAACAUGGGUUUGUUACCCGAAGCUUCACCCGCCAGGACCCACUGCCUGAGAAACUACAGCAGGCGGGGGGGGGUCUGAGGGCUCUGCUAUGUCAUGAUGGGAUACUGGUGGUGGAAUCCAAACAGAGAACACCUGUUAGGAUACAACACAGUGAGGAGGACCCCUAUUGAUUAUUGACUGUUGAUUAUUGACUAUUGAUUAUUGACUCUUGAUUAUUGACUCUUGAUUAUUGACUGUUGAUUAUUGACUGUUGAUUAUUGACUAUUGAUUAUUGACUGUUGAUUAUUGACUGUUGAUUAUUGACUAUUGAUUGUUUGCUGUUGAUUAUUGACUGUUGAUUAUUGACUAUUGAUUAUUGACUCUUGAUUAUUGACUGUUGAUUAUUGACUAUUGAUUGUUUGCUGUUGAUUAUUGAUUAUUGACUGUUGACUAUUGACUCUUGAUUAUUGACUCUUGAUUAUUGACUGUUGAUUAUUGACUAUUGAUUGUUUGCUGUUGAUUAUUGAUUAUUGACUGUUGACUAUUGACUCUUGAUUAUUGACUGUUGACUAUUGACUCUUGAUUAUUGACUGUUGAUUAUUGACUCUUGAUGAUUGAUUAUUGAUUAUUGACUGUUGAUUAUUGACUGUUGAUUAUUGACUGUUGAUUAUUGAUUAUUGAUUAUUACUGUAUUGAUCAGGUAAAGAUGAUGUAACGUUGUUGAAUUAUAUAACAGCAGUAAUGAUAUAUUUAAAAAUCUAUUUGAUUAAAAUACGUUUUUUCCUCCUC